Messenger RNA from Ipomoea nil (Japanese morning glory), 2653 nucleotides. RefSeq names its product KH domain-containing protein HEN4-like. Bases 128 to 2197 code for a protein of 689 amino acids. Gene Ontology annotation, cellular component: nucleus; cytoplasm. Lineage: Eukaryota; Viridiplantae; Streptophyta; Magnoliopsida; Solanales; Convolvulaceae. The record is from RefSeq and is a predicted model, not a curated record. The transcript is spliced from 9 exons. Gene Ontology annotation, molecular function: mRNA binding. Gene Ontology annotation, biological process: regulation of gene expression.
AACAUAAAAUAACCCUAGAUUUCAUUUCCUUCACUCUCAGGAACUCUUCCUCAAUUCUGCAUUUCAAUCUCUCUCAAGGUCUGAAGUAUCAAGUUGGUACGCGAGGCAGCACAAAGAUUAUCUAGAUAUGUCAGUAAAGUUAACACCUUCUAAGAGACCAUAUGAUCGAAGCAUUACAGAAACUAAUGACAGAGGGAAGUUGCAAAAAUCAGCUGGUUUAGGUUCAGAGAAAUCACCAUUGGAGACAUCUACUCCAAGCAAGUUUCUUCGUGUCCUCUGUCCUAUUUCAAGAAUUGGCUUUAUCAUUGGAGAAGAUGGCAACAUCCUUCCUGAAAUAGGUCAGGCAACUGGUGCAGAGUUUCGGGUUGAGGAAGCUAUCCCUGGAUGUGAUGAGAGAGUGGUUGUUGUUUUAGGUUCGGGGAAUAAAGAUGGAGCAGGAUCUGAGCAGCAUAAGGCCAAGGUUGAGGAAACUGAUGCAAAAGAUACGGGCAAUGAGUUGGCUGAAAAUGAUGGCAAUGGCGAAAGUAAACAGUCUGCCGAGGCUGAAGAUUCCAAAUUGAGAAGAGAAAUUUCAGCUGUUCAGGAAGCUCUGCUGUGCUUAUGUGAAAGAAUGGCUAAAGAAGAUUUGGAGAAGGACAGGGGAGAUGACGAGGGUAAUAAUUCUUCCUUUUUAACUUUAAGGUUGCUCAUAUUCAGCAGCCAAGUGAACUGCUUGAUGGGGAAAGGUGGUAGUGUCUUAAAGCAAAUGUCGUCUGAGAGCGGGGCUGAGAUACACAUUCUUGCAAGGGAGAAACUUCCUCUUUGUGCUUCUUCAUCUGAUGAUCUUGUUCAGAUUUCUGGGCAACAUGGUGCUGUUAAGAAAGCUAUUGAGUCUGUUUCUCAACAACUUCUCGGAAGCUCCCCUCUGGAUCAAGAUCCUUUGUCGGCCAAUGCAAGUGGGCCCUCUUCUCAUCCGUCUGGCCACCGCUUUUCUAGCCAGGAUUCACACCCUCGACCAAAUAAUCCUUUCAAUGGACCAAGACCACCUUAUUCUACUGGAUAUCAUGAUGGUGAAACUGGAUUUCGUGGCCAAAUGAAUCCUCCUCAGGAUGCCUUAACUUUCCGAUUACUUUGUCCUGAUGAAAAAGUGGGAGGUGUAAUUGGAAAAGGAGGGAGUAUAAUAAAGACAAUUCAACACGAGACUGGCUGUGAGAUCCAAGUUCUAGAAGGUGUAGCUGAUUCUGAAGAUCGGAUUAUUGCCAUAUCUGGUUCGGUGCAUCCACAUGAUAGGCUAUCUCCUCCACAAGAUGCUGUCCUUCGUGUACAGUCCAGAAUUUUUAGGGCUCUACCUGAAAGCAAGGACAACACAAUGCUAGCAAAACUUCUUGUCUCCUCUAAUCAAAUUGGAUGCCUUCUGGGCAAAGGUGGUUCUAUUAUUGCUGAAAUGAGGAAAUCAACUGGUGCUUAUAUUCGUAUUCUUGGGAAGGAUCAAACACCAAAUUGUGCUUCAGAGAAUGAAGAAGUAGUUCAGGUAAGUGGUGAAUUCGAUACAGUUCAAGAGGCUCUUUUUCAGAUAACCUCAAGAUUGCAGGAGCAUUUCUUUCGUGAUGCAUUUCCUUCUAUGAAUCGACCAACAAAUCCUCGCUUUCUGGACCAUAUUCCUCCUUUUCCUUCAUACAGGGGACGGCGGGAACUUUCUCCUGCUGGAAUGUAUCCUAGUAUGGGUCCACCAUUUCACCAGUUUGAUGCCAUUGGAGGGCUGCCUCCACGUGGUGGUUUCCAUCCACAUGAUGAUCGUCCUCCAUAUAUGCCUAAUUUUCACAGGUCAGGCGUCCGACCUCCUGUUUCCGAACGGAUGCCAUCUUCUGGACCUUGGGUUCCCCAGGGACUGAUUGAUGGUGGUGGUCCAAUGGGCAUGCCUGACUAUGCAGCAGGUCCCCAGAGAAGAAUUGGUGGAUUUGGAGGGGCAAGUCCAGCUAUUAUAACUAGCACCAAGGUGGAAGUAGUUGUUCCUCGUUCUGUUGUUCCUGAAAUCUAUGGGGAUGGUGGGGGAUGUCUCAGACAAAUAUGUGAGAUUUCUGAUGCAAAAGUUAUCAUUAAUGAUCCCAAGCCUGGAGCAACAGAGGCUAUGAUAAUUAUAUCUGGAACACCUGAGCAAACAAAUGCUGCACAGUCUCUUAUUCAGGCAUUUGUGAUGCUUGAGACAGAAGCAGCAUGAUUAUUGAUACUAAGAGCUGAAGGAUCUAUGGGGACUGGCAAAUGUAAAACCCAUAAUUUCUGGUUUAAAUCAAAUCAUUCUCCACCUACUGCUGGGAACUAACACAAACUGUCAUGAAUCUCCCGGCACCUCAUGGACUGGAUGACAUUUCAGUAUUGCUUGAAGGGCUUGUUUGAGCAGUGAAACAUGGAUUUUGUUGUCACAGAACCUUAAAACAGAAAACUAGGAUGCUUUUGAUAGUUGUUCAAAUUUAAUGAAUUUUUGGGUAGGAGAUGGAAGGGUCUGGAAUUCGUUACUAGGUUGGUCCCAUAACUCUUCCUGGAUUAGCUAGCAUGUAAUAUAGAACUCCAAAUUUACAAUGAGCCCGUGAUUUGUGGCCGUUUUGUUAAAGUUUCCAUCUCAUUGACUUUUAUUUCCUUCUUGAAGACUAAAUGCAAAUUUCCUUAUGGUUUUAUA